AUGGAGUAUUGUGAGAGGGAAUCUUUAGAUAAAAUCAUUCACAACUCCGCUUUCAUCUAUUCGAUGCGAACCGUGACUGUUUGGGCGGAGAACAUUUUUGGGGCUCUUGCGUAUCUCGUUGAAGAGCACAAUAUUGUCCAUCUGAAACUCGGAGAUUUCGGCUGUGCAAAAGAAGUCGAAGAGACUUGUGUGGAUAGGUCUCUAGCCGGCACUUGCCGCUACAUGAGUCCACCAGAUGGGCUACCUAAACUCUCGCAUCGAAACGACGUUUAUGCAGUGGGUUUGGUGGUAUGGGAGAUGAUCGAAAGAUGUAAAGUUUGGAGUGAGUACAAUCAAGAAGGCGUUUUUGACUUGGGUCGAUUCCAUAGGGGAGUUAUUGAGAGAAAAGUCGUUCAACUUACUCCACCAAAAUGUGCUCAAGUCGAUGUGCAACGAGCGGUGGUGGCGUGUACUCGCUUCAACAAUAAUCAUCGACCGACUGCAGCAGAGAUGCAUCAACGAUUUAUUUGUUGGAACAAGAAAGACGCCUUUUGCAUGAGUCUCCCCUUUCUCCCGAAAGUCGACAUCACGGAAAAACGCUUGAUACGACCAAUCGGCUUCAAUGGACAACGAAAUGUAGAGCCGAUCGUUAAGGACAUAACACCACCUAAGCCUCAGCUGUCUGAUUCAUCUACAGUAAAACGAAUGGCUCCGGUGGCUCCGAUUCGAGCAACUGCUCCUCCUUUUGAAGCUUCAACUACACUCGGCCCACCCCCAGCCUAUUCAACAAUCAUUCUGCCAACUCAAACUAAACAAACUAGACAACUUUCCUGUUUUCAAAAAUUCGGACGACGCUGCUGUUUGUGUUUGGUUUGGCUGAUUGGCAUUGGAAUCUUCAUAGCUUUCUGUAUUUUGACGGUGAUGUUUUUAAAUUCUGAUCUGAAAACGAUGACUACAACAAGUCGGCCGAACAUUGAUUACACAGAAGUAACAACAACAACAACAAGAACAACAUGGUUUGCACCGACUCGUGACAUGUUCACUCCAACAGUCCCGCCACCUUUUCAACGGUGUGCAUCAGUGAUUCUAUUAAACGAAAAUCUAAGUCUCGCGAAAUAUCUUUUCAGCAAGGGCCAAAAAGAGGUUGAAUGCGAGGCGAAAUUGUAUGGAAAAGCUUUUGGUGAUGGUGGAAAAAAGGAAAGGGCCACGGUCGCUCUUGUCAAGGAAUGGGAAGCGGUUCGGGCGAAAAUUUUGAGAUGUUGGGCCGGGCUUCUCGCGACGCUCAAGGAAAUCCAAGAAAUGAAAGACGCA
Molecule: messenger RNA, 1290 nt
Organism: Mesorhabditis belari
Lineage: Eukaryota; Metazoa; Nematoda; Chromadorea; Rhabditida; Rhabditidae
Source: the annotation of a GenBank genome assembly